AACAUGAGGGGAUUGGACUGGAUGCCUUAUGGCUUAGCCCUGUGCUAGGAAGACGGAGAAGGAGGAAGGAAAAGGAGCGCAGAGCCAGUGACACCGACAGGCGAUCCUGGGAAGCCAGGUCCCUUCCCUGAGCCUCAGCAUCCUCAUCUGCAAAAUGGAAAUUGCUAAUAGACUAAAAGGCAGUUCUGAAAGAUGGAUGAGAAAGGAAUAUAAUGACUCAGGGUAGAGCCUGCAAAACAGUGUGGGAUGAGAAGAUGCAGGGACUGGUUUCAUAGAGAGAGCAGGGUUUUAGGACUGGGGGAGGGUGCCAGGACUACAAACUGACUGCUUUGGGAGAUCCCAGAGGGAGCAUUCUGAAGUCCUGCAUAAGAGAUGCUGUGCUGUGAGGGGUGAGGGGUCGCUGGAGGCCAGACCAGGGCUCCCAGGAGUCCUGCAUUGAGAAGGGAGAGAGUGGACACAGGAAGGCUGCGCCUCUGUCCAGUCCUGAGGCUGGGCGCGCACACCAGGCCCUUCGAAAAGCUCACAUUUUUUCCAGCUUUUCUCACCCAGUAUCACUUCCUUUGUUAAGAGGAGGGGGUGGGGGAGGAGACGGAGGAUGAGGAGGGAGGGGCCCGCGGGUGCCGCCGCCGCCCCCGCCCCCUCCCGGUGUGCGGAGCCCGAUUGUCACUCAGCUCCCGCGCCGGGGGCGACAGAGCCGCCGGCGCCCGAGUCGAGUCCUGGCGAGCUACCAUCCCUCUGGACCUUACAGGCCGGCCUUGGCUUCCCCAGGAAUCCCUGGAGCGAGCGGCUGCUGAAGGCGUCAAGGUGUGGGGGCACUGGGACAGAACAGCUCAGGUAGCCGGGAACUCUGCUAGCUUUGGUGACCUUGGGUGCUUGCCUCGUGCCCCUUGGUGCCCGUCUGCUGAUGUGCCCAGCCUGUGCCCGCCAUGCCGCCCUCCAUCUCAGCCUUCCAGGCCGCCUACAUCGGCAUCGAGGUGCUCAUCGCCCUGGUCUCUGUGCCUGGGAACGUGCUGGUGAUCUGGGCGGUGAAGGUGAACCAGGCGCUGCGGGAUGCCACCUUCUGCUUCAUCGUGUCGCUGGCAGUGGCUGAUGUGGCCGUGGGUGCCCUGGUCAUUCCCCUCGCCAUCCUCAUCAACAUUGGGCCACAGACCUACUUCCAUACCUGCCUCAUGGUUGCCUGUCCGGUCCUCAUCCUCACCCAGAGCUCCAUCCUGGCCCUGCUGGCAAUUGCCGUGGACCGCUACCUCCGGGUCAAGAUCCCUCUCCGAUACAAGAUGGUGGUGACCCCCCGGAGGGCGGCGGUGGCCAUCGCCGGCUGCUGGAUCCUCUCCUUGGUGGUGGGGCUGACCCCUAUGUUUGGCUGGAACAAUCUGAGCGCAGUGGAGCGGGCCUGGGCAGCCAAUGGCAGCAUGGGGGAGCCCGUGAUCAAGUGCGAGUUCGAGAAGGUCAUCAGCAUGGAGUACAUGGUCUACUUCAACUUCUUUGUGUGGGUGCUGCCCCCGCUUCUCCUCAUGGUCCUCAUCUACCUGGAGGUCUUCUACCUAAUCCGCAAGCAGCUCAACAAGAAGGUAUCGGCCUCCUCUGGUGACCCACAAAAGUACUAUGGGAAGGAGCUGAAGAUCGCCAAGUCGCUGGCCCUCAUCCUCUUCCUCUUUGCUCUCAGCUGGCUGCCUUUGCACAUCCUCAACUGCAUCACCCUCUUCUGCCCAUCCUGCCACAAACCCAGCAUCCUCACCUACAUUGCCAUCUUCCUCACGCACGGCAACUCGGCCAUGAACCCUAUCGUCUACGCCUUCCGCAUCCAGAAGUUCCGCGUCACCUUCCUUAAGAUUUGGAAUGACCAUUUCCGCUGCCAGCCCGCACCCCCCAUUGAUGAGGAUCUCCCAGAAGAGAGGCCUGAUGACUAGACCCCGCCUUCUGCUCCCACUAGCCCACAUCCAGUGGGGUCGCAGUCCAGUCCUCACUUGCUCACUGUCCUGGGGGUCUCCCUGAGCCUGCCCCAGCUGGGCUGUGGGCCAGGGGCACGGGGGAGGCUCUGAAGAGAUACCCACAGAGUGUGGUCCCUCCACUAGGAGUUAACUACCCUAUACUCCUGGGCCCUGCAGGAGGCUUGGGAGGGCAAGGAUCCUACAGAGGGACCGGGUGUCCAGAGGCAAGAGUGUCCUGAGCCUCCACCUGCCUGACCAUCCCAUGAGCAGUCCAGCGCUUCAGGGCUGGGCAGGUCCUGGGGAGGCCAAGACUGCAGAGGAGCCACCUGGGCUGGGAGAAGGUGCUUGGGCUUCUGCAGUGAGGCAGGGGAGUCUGCUUGUCUUAGAUGUUGGUGGUGCAGCCCCACCAACCAAGCUUAAGGAGAGGAGAGCAUCCCCUCUGAGACGGAUGGAAGGAGAGAGGUCGAGGACGCACUGGCCUGGCUGUCUCUCCUGUUCUGUAGGAGAGGGUGGCCAGAGGCAGCUAAGGGGCAGGAAUCAAGGAGCCUCCAUUCCCACCUCUGAGGACUGGGGCCCAGGCCAUACCAGGUGCUAGGGUGCCUGCUCUCCUUGCCCUGGGUCAGCCCAGGAUUGUACGUGGGAGAGGCAGAAAGGGUAGGUUCAGAAAUCAUUUCUGAUAUUUGCUGGAGUGCUGGCUGCAUGCCCUGGGGAGUGAGCUUGGUGGGGUAGGUGCUGGCUUCAAACAGCCAUGAGGUGGCAGCUCUGAGCCCUCCUUCUUGCCCUGAGUUUUCCAGGGAGGAGCCUGGAGUGUAAUUACCUGUCAUCUGGGCCACCAGCUCCACUGGCCUGCCCAAUGCUGGGCCUGAACUGUCUUAGGUGACCCCAUCUCUGCUGCUUCUGGACCUAAUGGAGAGGAGAACCCUAGACAUUCUGCCUGCCUGGGGACGGGGUGGACGAAGGAAAGGGUCUGUAAGGACUCAGUGUUGACUGUGGGCCCCCCUGGGGUGGGUUUAGCAGGCUGCAGCAGGCAGAGGAGAGCACCCCCCCGAGAGUGUGUGGGAGGGCUUGCUGUCAUGUGAAUCCCUCAAUACCCCUAGUAUUUGGCUGGGUUUUCAGGGACUUUGGGAGCUCUAUUGCAGGUGUCUGGGGGUCUAGGACUUCAGGGAUCUGGGGAAGGACCAACCCAUGCCCUGCCAAGCCUGGAGCCCCUGUGGAGCGGGGGCGAGGCAGGGGAACCUGGAGCCCCCGUGGAGGGGGCGUAAGGCGGGGGAGUCUGGAGCCCCCGUGUGGGGGGGGGGGGUGAGGCGGGGGAGGGGAGGUGGUCAUUGAGUUGACCUUCUGAACAUGAGUGUCAACUCCAGGCCUUGCUUCCAGGCCCUUCCCUCUGUUGGAAAUGGGGUGCCCUGGCUCCCAAGGGAGGCCCAUGUGACUAAUAAAAAACUGUGAACCC
Messenger RNA from Rhinopithecus roxellana (golden snub-nosed monkey), 3378 nucleotides. It is a transcript of the gene ADORA1, whose product is annotated as adenosine A1 receptor. The record is from RefSeq and is a predicted model, not a curated record. The transcript is spliced from 3 exons. Bases 927 to 1907 code for a protein of 326 amino acids. Gene Ontology annotation, molecular function: G protein-coupled adenosine receptor activity. Lineage: Eukaryota; Metazoa; Chordata; Mammalia; Primates; Cercopithecidae. Gene Ontology annotation, cellular component: dendrite; membrane; synapse. Gene Ontology annotation, biological process: G protein-coupled adenosine receptor signaling pathway.